Ficedula albicollis (Collared flycatcher) is the source of this 1438-nucleotide messenger RNA. RefSeq names its product hair growth associated (gene HR). The transcript has 6 exons. NCBI's taxonomy places the organism in Eukaryota, Metazoa, Chordata, Aves, Passeriformes, Muscicapidae. The record is from RefSeq and is a predicted model, not a curated record. Bases 110 to 1438 code for a protein of 442 amino acids.
CCCCACGCCUCCCCCCGGCGCCAGCCGCCCCCUCUUCCUCCUGCAGCCCGCCUCGGGGGGCUGCGGGGGGCCCUGGGUGGGCGCACGGCCCCACGGUGCGGAUUUUUCCAUGGACACCGGGCCGGGCCGGCCCGCCGAGCCCAAAGAUGAGCGCCUGGGCUACCAAAGCGCCCAGCCCGGCUCGCCCCCCGGGGGGGGGGAGCCCAAUCCCUCGGCUCUGCCGGCGGACGGGCACUACCCAGCGGCUCUGGCCAAACCCGAGCCCCCUCCGGGCUGUCUGUGCCCCGCCGCGGGCUGCGAUGGGUGCCCGGGGGUACCCAACCCCUUCGAGCCCACCCUGGGCGUGGCCGGGGGGCGUUUUCCGUGCCCCCCCAGCACCCACACCAAGCUGAAGAAGACGUGGCUGACGCGGCACUCGGAGCAGUCGCUGCCUCGCUCCAAAGCCCCGCGGCGGGAUGGGGGUCCCGAGCCCCCCGGGGAGGGCAAGCGCUCGGCCAAACGCCCCCACGGCACCGCCGAUGGUCCCCGAGCUGCGGGCGAGGGAGCCGGGGCGGCCAAGAGGGGCACCAAGGGCAGCGUGUGCCCGGGUGGAGGCGCGGAAAAGGCGGGGGACCCCGAGGAGAGGAGGAUGGAGCUGGGAGCCGGAGGUCGCUCCAAGCCCCGUCCAACCCGGCCUUGGGCACUUCCAGUCCCUCCCAGCUGGGCUCCGCGGUGUCCCCAAGCAUUUCCCGUGUCCCCAGAGCCGCCGAGCCGUGCGGGGGAGCCGUGGUGCCUGCAGAGCCUGCCCUGCACGGCGCUGCCCCCCAGCAUCCCCCGCUGCCGUGCCUGCGCCCCCCGCGCCGGGGGCUGUGCCUGCGCCCCCCGCGCCGGGGGGGACCCCGAGGCCGAGGAGGAUGAGGAGGAGCCCCCCGAGAGCACCUGCAGGCUGCUGCACUUCCGCAGGACGGCGUGGGCGACCCUGACCGCGUUCUCUCCUGGAGCAGAGAGAGCCGAGGAGGCGCCGCCGUCCCCGGGGCAGCCCCCGGCGCGGGGGGGGCCCGUGCAGACCACCACCCUGUGCGAGCUGCUGGCCUCCACCGCCGUGAAGCUGUGCCUGGGGCAGGACGGGGUGCGCAUGGCCUUCGCCCCCGUGGCGCCCGCGCUGCCCAGCGAUAAUCGCCUGACCAGCAUCCUGGACAGCAUCAUCGCCCGCGUGGUGGAGAAGAAGAUCCAGGAGAGGCAGGCGGGGGGCGAGCUGAGCCCCCCCAGCUCCCCCCGCGUCCCACUGCGUGCUGGCCCCCAGCGGGCUGCUCUGGCUGCACGACCCCGGCCACGCCAGCAGCUACAAACUGUUCCAGGAGCACUGGCGGCAGGGCCAGCAUCCCCGGAGCAGGAGCGGGGCAGCGGGGACCUGCUGAAGCUGGAGAGUGGCUUUGGGGACACGGAGCUGAGCCGGUAG